Musca vetustissima is the source of this 1407-nucleotide messenger RNA. It is a transcript of the gene ScsbetaA, whose product is annotated as succinate--CoA ligase [ADP-forming] subunit beta, mitochondrial. The transcript has 8 exons. The record is from RefSeq and is a predicted model, not a curated record. NCBI's taxonomy places the organism in Eukaryota, Metazoa, Arthropoda, Insecta, Diptera, Muscidae. Gene Ontology annotation, biological process: tricarboxylic acid cycle; succinyl-CoA metabolic process. The coding region runs from base 44 to 1399 and encodes 451 amino acids. Gene Ontology annotation, cellular component: mitochondrion; succinate-CoA ligase complex. Gene Ontology annotation, molecular function: ATP binding; succinate-CoA ligase (ADP-forming) activity.
AAUCAUUUAACUUGACGUUUAGUAUUACGAAAAUACACACAAGAUGGCUUCGGUUAUAACGCGCAGCAAUCUCUUAAAGGAAAUAAUCAAUCCCAAAGUCAGUCAAAAGAUUUUGGGUUCGGUUGCUGCUGUCCAAAGCCAACAGCAACGUAAUCUAAAUGUCCAGGAACAUGUUUCCUAUAAGCUCUUGAAUGAUGGCGGUAUUGCUACACCAAAAUUCGGUGUUGCCACCUCUUCCACCGAGGCCCGUGAAAUUGCCCAAAAAUUGAACACCAACAAUUUGGUAUUGAAGGCUCAAGUCUUGGCCGGUGGCCGUGGCAAGGGUGCCUUCAAGAAUGGUUUCAAGGGCGGCGUACGCGUUGUCAAUGAUCCCAAAGAAGCCGAGGAGGUUGCCUCCAAAAUGAUCAAUCAGUUGUUGGUAACCAAACAAACUGGUGCCGCUGGUCGCAUCUGUAAAAAAGUUAUGGUUGCCGAACGUAAAUUUCCACGUCGUGAAUUCUAUUUUGCUGUCAUGAUGGAGCGUGCAUUCAAUGGCCCCGUUGUUAUUGCCUCAUCACAAGGUGGUGUUAACAUUGAAGAAGUUGCUGCUGAAAAUCCCGAUGCCAUUAUCUAUGAACCCAUCGAUAUUAAAAAGGGUCUUACCAAAGAACAAGCCUUGAAGGUUGUCAAGAAGGUUGGUUUGGAGGAUAAACAUGCCAACGAUACCGUUGAAAUGUUGCAAAACAUGUACAAAUUAUUUGUGGAAAAGGAUGCUCUGUUGAUUGAAAUCAAUCCCUAUGCCGAAGAUGCCAUGCAAGGAUUCUUCGCCCUUGAUGCCAAAUUCCGUUUCGACGAUAACGGCGAGUUCCGUCAAAAGGAAUUGUUUGCCAUGCGCGAUUGGACCCAAGAGGAUCCCCGUGAAGUCGAGGCUGCCAAAUACGAUUUGAAUUACAUUACCUUGGACGGUACCAUUGGCUGCAUGGUUAACGGUGCUGGUUUGGCUAUGGCCACCAUGGACAUCAUUAAGUUGUACGGUGGUGAUCCAGCCAAUUUCUUGGAUGUUGGUGGUGGUGCUACCGCUACUGCUGUCAAGGAAGCUUUCAAAAUUAUUACUGCCGACCCGAAGGUGAUGUGCAUUUUGGUCAACAUCUUUGGUGGUAUUAUGCGUUGUGAUGUCAUCGCUGAGGGUAUUAUUGCCGCUGCCAAGGAUCUGAACAUGAAAAUGCCAAUUGUGUGCAGAUUGCAGGGCACCAAUGUAAAUGAGGCUCGUGAAUUGAUCAGGAAAUCUGGCUUGAGAAUUAUUCCACGUCACGACUUGGAUGAAGCUGCCAAUUUGGCUGUACACUUGGCCAAGAUUGUCGAAUUGGCCCGUGAAGUUAAGAUGGAUGUCAGCUUCGAAAUUCCCGACAGCGUCAAGUAGAGAUAUAU